AAUAUUGUUAACAACUACAAUCAUAAUGUUGAUAGCCAAAGUGUUACUUGUCAUAUGUGAAUGUCUAUAUGUAUAGAGUAAGAAAAUGGCGUAGAAGUCGAAAAAUCGUUUUAGAAAAUUGUGGCCAACUCAAGUGCAAAUUAUAAUAUAGUAUUCAACAUAAUACCAAACAAGAUGUUCCCGGGUGGCAACACAAAUGCCGAUCUGGGCUUCAACAAACAUAAUCAAUAUAUGGCGCAACCACCACAUUUUCUGGUUGCACCAGGUCCCGGGUCUGUUCCAAUUCCCGGUGCUGGACUCGCCAAUCCAUUGGCGGCUGCAACGCCCGUCAUGCCAAUGAAUGUGCAAGGCGGCAUAGACUGGGCGCAACUGGCUCAGCAGUGGAUACACAUGCGUGACUCGUCAGCAGCGCAACCUAUGGCUAAUUUUAGCAUGAAUAUGCCGAUUGCACCUCCGCCACCGAUUAUAAGCAAUGCGCCAGAGUAUCACCAUCAUCAACAGCAACAGCUGCGCCAGCAGCAGCAGCAGCAACAGCCGCCUAAAGUUCAAAAACACUACGAGGAGCACGGCGAGGCAGAGAUGGACAUGGAUAUGGAUGAGGAAGAAAAUGAAAAUAGUGCACGCAUGGCGCAUUGCAUCGAAAAUCUACCCCCUCCGCCUGUGGUUACGCAAUCUCAGUGGUUGGCAGGCAGAGUAAACGAUGUACCCAAUAUUGCAUCACACGAUACGGUUGGCCCAGACCCUCAGCAGUGGAAUGAUUGGUCAGCACGCAACAAUCCAACAGCCCAUAUUCCAUCGCUUUUAAAACUCAACGUCUGUAAUCCGAAUGAGCCAGCGGUGCAUCAGCAAGCACAACUUCCUCUGCCGAAAAGCAGCAGCUCUACCGUCACUGGCAGCGCCAGCUGCAGCGGUGUCGUCAGCACCGACAUUGAUGCAAACAAACGCAAAAUGUUACCAGCUUGGAUUAGAGAGGGUUUGGAGAAAAUGGAACGUGAAAAGCAAAAACAGUUAGAACGACAAGCUACCACAACGGAAUGCGAGACGCCAGAGAUCAAUGUUAAGCAAGUAUCAAGCAAAUCACUAACAACACCUGUUAAUCUCUUGAACAUGUCGAAUGUGGCAAGCGACAGUGAAGAUUCAAAUGCUGCCCCGGUGGAGGCCACACUGGCGCCCAGCCUGGCUCAGCUAAUAGGUAAUGAAGUAUUGAGUAAAGCCAGCAACAGUGAUGACGAGCAGGAGGACGACGAGCAGCAGGAAAGUCAGCCACAGCAUGACGUGGACAGUGGGCACGUUGAAGCAACAGUUGCAAGGUCAGCCAAUGCUGAGGCAGCAUUAAGUGGUAAAAACUACGAAGAAAGACUGGCCGAUCUGAUGCUUGUUGUGCGUCGCACACUAACCGAAAUACUGCUGGAAACCACCAAUGAAGAGAUUGCAGCUAUUGCUACUGAAACACUCAAAGCGCAUCGCGCUAAAGCGUCAUCAGCCCAAGUGAUUCGCAAAAGCGCCUUGUCCUCCAUUACCGGCAACCUGGGAUUAGCUGUUUAUGGCGAUUCUUCAAGCGAAAGCGAUGACGAUGCUGAUGAUAAUGAAGGCGGUCAAACCGAGCGCGGGAACGAUUCAUCCGCGGACAAAACUAAUGAACUAAGUGCGGACGAGUUAAAGGCGCGUAUAAGAAAAAGUAAACGUGCUUUCGAGCGAGUCAUUGAUGACAUCGAGGAGCGUGUAUUGCUGCAGGAGCAAUUGGAUGAGCGGAAGCUGCAACAACACCGCAAGCUCGAAUUGGAGCAAGCGGAAGCCAGCAGGCAGCGGGAUAACAGCGAACAUCGACAAACAGAAGCUUCUGUUGAUAGAGCAGGACAUGAAACCAAGAAUGCUUCCACGAAUGAAAAAAUGCAACAAUUUAAUGCAGGAAAACGGCUCAGUCGCAAAGAGCGCACAACGCGCUUUAGCGACAACAAGGACGGCAAACAGGCGCAGACCUUUGUAACCCAAGUGGUGGCAGUUCCCGCUGUACAGUCUACCAUUAUUGCGCAGAAGCUGAAGCCGGUGCCCAAUCCGGCCACCAAUUUGCUGCAGAUGCCUGAGUCUGUGACGACCAUGCUAAGCGCUGCGGACAAAGCACUCGACAAAGCAAGCAAAACAGGAAAAAAAUCGAAAAGCAGACGACGUCAGUCCACGUCCUCUUCGUCGUCCAGUAACAGCGGGGACAGCAGCAGCAGUAGUAGCUCAAGCAGCGAUAGCAAUUCCAGUUCAAACAGUUCAAAGUCCUCCAGCAACAGUGAAGACAGCAGCACUCGAAGCAGUGCUCCGGCCAAGAAACACGGCAAGAGCAGUCGCCAUCAGAGCAGAGGCAGCAGCGGUCACAAGCAGAAAAGCGAGCCCGACCGUAAGAGCCAUCGUAGAGGUCCAAGUACCAGCAGCACUCGCAACUAUGAUCGCCAUCGUAGUAGUCGUGAGAGCCGUGAUCAUCGCAGCAGUCGCGACAGCCGCGAUCAUCACAGUAGUCGCGACAGUCGGGAUCGUGAUCGUACACGUGAUCGUGAACAUGAACGACGUGCAAUGCAAUACAGCAGACAAAAUCGAGAAAGGCGAAGGCGCCGAGAUUCCAGUCAGUCGGGCGAGGAGAAUGCCAGUAGCAGCUACCGACACCACAGCAGUCGCAGUCACCAGAGCAGCUCUAGCUAUGGCAAACAUAGAAGGAGAACUAGAUCCCGCUCCAAUUCCCGCAGCACACACAACUCCCAUUCGUCCGUUUCCACCUCCGCUUCACAUCAGCUUCGCAAACGCAAGUGAAUCCAAUGCUAAUUUAGUCUUCUGUUUUUAAUGAGGAUACUCUUUAAUCAAGCUUAGAAAAUAUACAUAAACUAAAUAAAUUGUGUUAUACUU
Messenger RNA from Drosophila arizonae, 2886 nucleotides. RefSeq lists its product as uncharacterized. Lineage: Eukaryota; Metazoa; Arthropoda; Insecta; Diptera; Drosophilidae. The record is from RefSeq and is a predicted model, not a curated record.